This is a messenger RNA of Podarcis raffonei (Aeolian wall lizard), 1215 nucleotides long. RefSeq lists its product as uncharacterized. The transcript is spliced from 7 exons. The record is from RefSeq and is a predicted model, not a curated record. NCBI's taxonomy places the organism in Eukaryota, Metazoa, Chordata, Lepidosauria, Squamata, Lacertidae. The coding region runs from base 273 to 1097 and encodes 274 amino acids.
GGGUGGCUAAAAGGGGAGCCCAGGUCCACCGGCCUGAAGGUACCAAGUGGUGACCCGGGCCGGGAGCCCAGUGUCCCUUGGGGCCAAUCCCUGGCCAGGCUCUGACCUUACAAUAGGCUGCGGAACCCUGUUUCCCAGGAGACCAGGAGGGUUGCUUGAAAGGAGCCUUAGAUCAGCUGACAUCGCAGACACCUGUCUCCUUUGGAGAACUGCCUUCUUUGGAUCCAUUGAAAGCCGAGGGAACGGGUUUCUGCCUCCCCUGUGGUGGCACCAUGGCUGGCUGUUUCACCUGCUGCCACAGAAGGAGCAGAUCUGAAAACAAUACAAAGCUGCCUAAGACGAAAGAGGAGCCACAGGAAGGGGAAACCCUCCCUGCUGCUCCUGCGACUCCUCCUGCCCCAGAUCCAGAGCCCCAACAGCAGGAGGUCAAGCCACUCCUGGCCAGCCCCCCUGCGGAGACCCUCCUGGACCCCACCAGGGGCUCCCUGUUGCUUCUGCAGAAGCAUCUGCAAGUCCUCAAGGAGAUGCAGAGCCAGUACCUUCAGACAGAAGUGAAGAUCCGCAGCGCUUGCCAUCAGUUCCCGCGCUCCCUGCGGGCCGCCAGUCUCCAGAUCUGCCGCACCCGGCGGAGGCUCAUCCGCACGGAGGUCCGCCUGCAGCGUCAAGCCAGCAGCCCUGGUGUCUGCCAAAGCCCCCCAGGUCCAAGCCUGUCUUCUUCGAAGCCCACUUUGGAGUCGACUUCGGCCUCCAGCUCUGGGGAGGUGGUCUCCAUUACCCCCACCACCUCCAGCUUCUCCCUCCCGCCCCACCCGCUUUCCCCGCCUCCCCCCUCCCCGCCCCUCCUCCAGCCAGAUCUCAGGGUCCUGCAAGAAGCAUUGGAGACCUUGCUCGAAAUUGAGGCCCACCAGCUGCAGGAGCGGAAAAGGGACAUUCGGACAUGCCAGGAGUGCCUGAGGUCCCUCCGGGAGCUGAGGGCGCAGCUGCAGAAAGUGCGGAGCAGACUCUGGCGGGUGGAGGCCAUCCUGGGCAUUCAGGUGCCCCCCAGGGAGCUGGAGGUGGGAGAGCAAGAGGAGGAGGAGGAGGAGGAGGAAGAAUGAGCCCCUCGCAGGCGCCCCCAGCCAAAUUCAGAACAUCCAAAUUCUCUCCCUCCUCUGAAGAUGUUGGGCGAUGGAUCUGCUGUUUAUUGUCUUCUUCGCACCCGUUACAAGUAACUAA